AUGUCUCGCAGUGAAUUGAGCAAGGGAACCUACGUUGCGGAUGUUGUGAUGCCUUUACUUCGGUCAACUUCGAAGGGCUUCCCAAAUAGCUCGGAGGAAUCCCAGAAUUGGGAAGAAGCCGGAUGUCAUGGUAUUAGUGAGCUUAAAACCAAAAGAGAUAAAGUUAUGGAGAGAAGCAUUGAACUAAAUAAGUUAUGUUGGAAUUGUAGGAAUACCUCAAUAUUUCACCCGACAUUAUAUACAUAA
Molecule: messenger RNA, 246 nt
Organism: Cetraspora pellucida
Lineage: Eukaryota; Fungi; Glomeromycota; Glomeromycetes; Diversisporales; Gigasporaceae
Source: the annotation of a GenBank genome assembly